GCGAAAGAGAGGGAAGAAUAGAAAUCUGUACAUUGAGAUCAGGAGAAACGCUAAUGGUGCUGAACAGACUUUAGUGGCUAGGCUGGCGAAGGUGGCCAUAAAGCAUCAAGAUGUGCAUGGGCUUCCCUGCUAAUUGUGGAUGAGAGAGAAACAAGGAAGUACAUACCGUGGAGGCUACCUACCAACACUGGGCUUGUCUGUCAACCACACAGGAGAGGUUGGUUAGUGGGAGGUCUAUGACCCCCCCCCUCAUCAUUUUCAUCUGGAGAAAAGAGAGACGAAGAGUGACAGAGAGAGAAUAUAAAGUAAAGGAAGGUGGCAGUGAGGGAUAGUGAGCCAUCACUCUCUCUUUAUUCCUUCCCCCCAUUCACAAAUCCAUUGCAUCCCUUCAUCACCGAAAUGUAGUGGCGUUCAUGCCGAUUGGAGGAGGAAGGGUCCCAUUGACUGUUGAGGCUGAACCACUCUCUUCAGCCCUCCGCAGCCCUUUUCAUUACCAGUCCCCAUCUCUCCCUCUCCUCUCCCUCACUUGCGUCCAUUAUUUUCUCCUGUUUGUUCUUUUCAUUAUCCUUUUCACACUGCCCAGGAUUCAGAAGGCAUUCCCUUUUUGGUAGAAGUGGGUGUUUCUGGAGCUGUCAUUGUGUUUGGUUCUGCUACAAAAGACAGCAGAGCGGGAGAGAGAGAGCGAGCGCUAGAGAGAAAGAGAAUAGAAGAGGAGCCUGAAAGAAAAGGGGGGACCUGGGACUACAUGGAAGAACUAAGACCCUCUAGAAGGUGAAUUGUUAUAAAAGAGAAAUUGUAAAAGCGGCUGACAACCAUUUUACGAUAGCGGUUAGAAUUUGCCACUUGCAGCUUAUCGUUGGAAUAAAAGGCGCAGACUGCCGCGCCAAAACACCGGCGACUGUUUGGUUUAUGCUACGUUCUGUUGCUAAGCAAGUCUCUCUAACCUGAAGUAGUUGUUGAGGAAAUUCUAGUGUCUUGAGGAUCACUCACCCAACCUGCAACCAUGAAGGGGGACUCAGAGGAAAGCAUCGAGAGCAUCCGGCCCUCCAACCUGCAAGCCUUCGCCAACAUGUCCACGCUACAUGGCAUGAGCCACAUAUUUGCCUAUGGGCACAUGACGUUUCGCCGCUUCCUCUGGACGCUCUCGUUCCUGGGCUCGCUGGCCCUGCUGAUGCUGGUGUGCAUGGACCGCGUGUCCUACUACUUUGAGUAUCCUCACGUCACUAAACUGGAUGAGGUGGCGGCGCCUAACCUCACCUUCCCUGCUGUGACAUUCUGCAACCUCAACGAGUUUCGCUUCUCCCAGAUCACCAGGAACGACCUGUAUCAUGUGGGGGAGCUCUUGGCCCUCCUGAACUCCAACUAUCAAAUAGCUAACACUCACCUGGCCGAGCCCGAGGUGCUGGACGCCCUCAAGGAUAAGGCCAACUUCCUCAAUUUCAAGCCCAAGCAGUUCAACAUGACAGACUUCUACAACCGCACGGGCCACGAUAUCAGUGACAUGCUGCUGCAGUGCACCUUCCGGGGAGCGGAGUGUUACCCAUGGAACUUCACUACCAUUUACACGCGUUACGGAAAAUGCUAUACAUUCAACUCUGGUUUGGAUGGCAACCCAAUGUUGACAACGUUAAAAGGCGGGACAGGAAAUGGGCUGGAGAUCAUGUUAGAUAUCCAACAGGACGAAUACUUACCUGUUUGGGGAGAGACAGACGAGACCUCGUACGAAGCAGGCAUCAAGGUUCAGAUUCACAGCCAGGACGAGCCUCCCUUCAUUGACCAGCUGGGAUUUGGUGUGGCCCCUGGUUUUCAAACUUUUGUGUCAUGUCAGCAGCAACUGCUUCAGUACCUCCCUCCCCCUUGGGGAGACUGCAAGUCCACUCCCAUCGACUCAGAGUUCUUCUCCACGUACAGCAUCACAGCCUGCCGUAUCGACUGUGAGACACGCUACCUGGUGGAGAACUGUAACUGCAGGAUGGUCCACAUGCCCGGGACCUCAACGGUAUGCACACCCGAGCAGUACAAAGACUGUGCAGACCCAGCUUUAGACUUCUUGGUAGAGAAAGACAAUGACUACUGUGUGUGUGAGACACCCUGCAGCAUGACACGCUAUGGCAAGGAGCUGUCCAUGGUGAAAAUACCCAGUAAAGCCUCUGCCAAAUAUCUGGCCAAGAAAUUCAACAAAACUGAACAAUACAUCGGAGAAAACUUACUAGUCCUGGACAUCUUCUUUGAGGCGUUGAAUUAUGAGAAGAUUGAACAGAAGAAGGCGUAUGAAAUUGCAGGGUUGCUUGGUGACAUUGGUGGCCAGAUGGGUCUGUUCAUUGGAGCCAGUGUUUUAACGAUACUGGAAAUAUUUGACUACUUAUAUGAGGUAUUUAAGGAUAAAGUUUUGGGUUACUUCAUGCGCAAGAAACGACCGCAGCGUUGUCCGAGCGACAAUCUGGAGUUUCCAGAGAACCCAACCAGCCCUGGUGUCACGCCUAAUCAUGCCCCCAGAGCACCUGUGACACCCUCCGGAGUCACUCGGACAGUCUCGGAUUCACGCCGAACAUGUUACCUCGUCACCCGACUCUAGGCAACUUUGAGGAGUUUGCUUGUUGACGACAUAAAGCAGGGUGGGGGGAUGACUGUUGAUGAGAAGCACAAAGACCUUGAGAUCAGCCUUGGUUCCUGAGCCAAUUACCUCCAUCUCUGAUCAAGACUGGCUACCUUAUUGGCACUUCUUAUAUCCAACUAUGUACUGUAUCCUGGGAUAAGCCUUGUCUUGGGUGAGACUAGAACCAAACCAAAUAUCACUCAGUAAGGGUCUCAUUUUUGAAGUUGUAAACUUUAAGAUAUGGUUAAGCAGUGUUUUGUUAUGAGCAAUAUAUGCAUUGGCCCGAAAAUAAUAUAAUUGUCAAAUUAAUGCUAUUAACACUGUUUAUUUUCAAGUCUGGUCACACAGCUCCCCUACUAACAGAAUUUGUGGAUUUGUCAUAAAGGAAUGAAUGGUCAAAUCUCUGUUGUACUGGGUUACCACAACUGAUGAUGUGACAUUGUCUUGGUGUUAACUGUGUGUCCCAUUGUGGUCUGGUCUUUCAUGACAAUGUGGAGGUUAGUCAUAAAACUUACCGCCAAGGGUUUAUCACCUGUCCUUCCUAAAAAAGAAAACACUGUAAAUACUUAACAGAAAUCAGAAUACAUUGCAACUAUUUGCUUAUCCUUUGUAGCAUCAAUCUAAUCUACAUUAAAUUAAUUAUAAAUCAGAUUGAAAGUAAAACAGGUGGUAAAUUUAAAGGUUUAAAGUUUUAUGAAUACUUUGUACUGCGUGCCGUACUGUGUCACAUAGUAGAAUCCUUAUCCACCCCUGCCUUACUGCCAAUCAAAAUUAGCACAGCAGAAGCAACACAUUAGUCAGUAGUCUAAAGCGGAAUAUGGAUAUGGUCCUGUCAUAUUUGAAUAAUACCGCAAUACUGGUUGUGCUUAUUGAUUCAAGUCUUUUAAUGGGUAUUUUAUAGCAUAAUUAAUUACAGCCAAGUACAUGAGUGUUAUAUAUUUAUGUCAACCAAUAGUCUAAAGACCUUCAUUCUUGCAGCUUAAUUAUGUGUAUUGUUAUUGCACCUCACCUGUUUUCCUCCUUGCAUGACCAUUGUGUACUCCCCCUUGAGUAUAAUCAGCCACCAUGUUACUUUAUCACUUUGUUGGGAGCCAGAUGGUUAAUAUCCAUGUUCUGUGGUAGGGUACUGUUCAAUCUUUAGCAUGAAAAAAAUCCUCAUGAAAAACUAAGCUUUGGGUUGUGCAAUAUUCAGUGAACAUAAAUUAUUGAACAUGGGCCUGAGAAGCUUGGAUAUGUUUUCUGACAAAAAAAAUUGCGGGUCAAAUGAUUGUAUGUACAGUAUGUGGCCACUGGCUUGUAAGGAAUAUUAUAUUUCUGUAAGACUGGAUCUUAGAGUAUCGAUUAUAGUAUGUCUGUUGGAGGCUUACACAGCUGUGGAACUGAACUAGGUUCAUCUGGCUCUAUGUACUGUAUGUAUAUGAUACCUCCAUUUGUG
This is a messenger RNA of Coregonus clupeaformis (lake whitefish), 4031 nucleotides long. RefSeq names its product acid-sensing ion channel 1C-like. The record is from RefSeq and is a predicted model, not a curated record. The transcript is spliced from 12 exons. Gene Ontology annotation, biological process: sodium ion transmembrane transport. Gene Ontology annotation, cellular component: membrane. NCBI's taxonomy places the organism in Eukaryota, Metazoa, Chordata, Actinopteri, Salmoniformes, Salmonidae. Bases 1004 to 2575 code for a protein of 523 amino acids.